AACGAGAGUUUGGGGAUAUAAUUUUGAUCCCGUUUUACCGUUCGUGGAUUAUUUCUUGUGCACCGGCACCGUUAACACAUCUGGGCACAUGCACAACCAGCUGUCUUGGAUGGAUUCUAAAUAAAGAGGGCUCUGCUGCAGGAUGACAAUAUGGCCGCCCCGCUGCUCGCACCCCCAGGCCCCGAUAGCUUCAAAAAAUUCACCCCGGAGUCUUUGGCCAACAUCGAGAAGCGCAUCGCUGAGGAGAAGAAGAAGAAACCCGUCAAACCGCGGUCUGACAGCAGUCAUCGUGACGAUGACGAGAACAAUGGGCCGAAGCCCAACAGCGACCUGGAGGCAGGGAAGGGCCUGCCCUUUAUCUACGGGGAUGUCCCCUCGAACAUGGUGGCAGUGCCCCUGGAGGACUUGGACCCCUUCUAUUUGAACAAGAAAACCUUUAUAGUGCUAAACAAAGGGAAAACGAUCUUCCGUUUCAGUGCCACACCCUCGUUGUAUAUCAUCAGCCCCUUUAGUCUGCUCAGGCGAAUAGCUAUUAAAAUUUUGAUACAUUCAGUUUUCAGCAUGAUCAUAAUGUGCACCAUUUUAACCAACUGUGUGUUCAUGACAUUCAGCAACCCGCCAGAAUGGUCCAAACAAGUCGAGUACACGUUUACAGGGAUUUACACGUUCGAGUCUCUCACAAAGAUUGUGGCUCGAGGAUUUUGUAUAGACGGCUUUACGUUUCUCAGAGAUCCCUGGAACUGGCUGGACUUUAUGGUCAUCUCCAUGGCAUAUAUAACAGAGUUUGUGGACCUCGGGAAUGUGUCCGCCCUGAGAACCUUCAGGGUUCUACGAGCUCUCAAAACUAUUUCUGUCAUACCAGGGCUGAAGACUAUCGUGGGAGCUCUGAUCCAGUCGGUGAAGAAGCUCUCGGAUGUGAUGAUCCUGACGGUGUUCUGUCUCAGUGUGUUUGCUCUCAUUGGCCUGCAGCUCUUUAUGGGGAACCUGAGGCAGAAGUGUGUGUUCUGGCCAAUCAGCAAUGAGACAGUAACCUACCUGUCCAAUGGGAGCGUAGGAUUCGACUUUGAUGAAUAUAUCAUGAAUGAUACAAAUUUCUACUUUCUGCCAACUGGUGGAGAUGCUUUACUGUGUGGGAAUAGCUCUGAUUCUGGACGCUGUCCUGAGGGUUACACAUGUAUGAAGGCAGGUCGUAAUCCUAACUACGGCUACACCAGCUUUGACUCGUUUGGCUGGGCGUUCCUCGCUCUCUUCCGACUCAUGACACAGGAUUUCUGGGAAAAUCUGUACCAGCUGACCCUUCGAGCUGCAGGAAAGACCUACAUGAUCUUCUUCGUGCUGGUGAUCUUUGUGGGUUCCUUUUACCUGGUGAAUCUGAUCCUGGCUGUAGUGGCCAUGGCCUAUGAGGAGCAGAACCAGGCCACCAUGGAAGAGGCUGCACAGAAAGAGGAAGAGUUUAAAGCCAUGUUGGAGCAGCUCAAGAAACAGCAGGAGGAAGCUCAGGCCAACGCCAUGGCCACGUCAGCAGGGACAGUAUCUGAGGAUGCCGUGGAGGAUGACAGAGGUGGACAUCUGUCACGCAGCUCCUCUGAGGUGUCCAAGCUGAGCUCUAAAAGUGCCAAGGAGCGACGGAACAGGAAGAAAAAGUGGAGGAAAGAGCAGGAGAAGGAGAAAGGAGACAGUGAGAAGGUGGUGAAAUCCGAGUCAGACGAUGGCAGCAAGAGGAGUCGCUUCCGUUUCCCUGACAACCGGCUGCACAGAAAGACCUCUAUCAUGAACCAGUCUUUGUUAAGUAUACCUGGCUCCCCCUUCAUGUCCCGCCAUAACAGUCGCAGCUCCAUCUUCAGCUUUAAGGGUCGUCCGCGGGACGUCGGCUCCGAGAACGAGUUUGCGGAUGACGAGCACAGCACGGUGGAAGAGAGCGAAGACCGCCGAGGUUCCCUCUUCAUCCCAUACCGCCGCAACAGCUACAGCGGUUACAGCCAGGGCUCAUCACGCAUCAACCCGCUUGCACCACACACGGGCUGCAAGAGGAACAGCACGGUCGACUGCAAUGGCGUGGUGUCUCUGAUCGGGCCCGGGCCCGGACGCCUUCUGCCUGAGACGACUGAGGUGGACAUGAAGAGAAAACACUCAGGAUCUCUCAUGGUGUCUGUGGAUCAGCUGAACACAUCAUUCGGGCGUAAAGAGCGAGCCAACAGCGUGAUGACUGUUAUCACUAACACCCUGGUGGAAGAGCUGGAGGAGUCUCAGAGAAAGUGUCCUCCGUGCUGGUACAAGUUUGCCAACACGUUUCUAAUCUGGGAAUGUUGUCCACUCUGGCUGAAAAUUAAGGAGAUUGUCAAUCUGAUAGUCAUGGACCCGUUUGUGGAUUUGGCCAUUACUAUAUGUAUCGUGCUGAACACUGUGUUCAUGGCGAUGGAGCACUAUCCCAUGACCGAGGAGUUUGAGGGCGUUCUAAGUGUAGGAAAUCUGGUUUUCACGGGUAUUUUCACAGCUGAGAUGUUUGCAAAGCUGAUAGCGAUGGACCCGUAUUACUACUUCCAGGAAGGCUGGAACAUAUUUGAUGGCUUUAUUGUGAGCCUGAGUCUGGUGGAGUUGGGGCUUGCUGAUGUUGAGGGACUGUCAGUGCUGAGAUCCUUCAGAUUGCUGAGGGUCUUCAAACUGGCUAAGUCAUGGCCCACCCUGAACAUGCUGAUCAAGAUCAUCGGGAACUCAGUGGGUGCUCUGGGAAACCUGACCCUGGUGCUGGCCAUCAUCGUCUUCAUCUUCGCUGUGGUGGGCAUGCAGCUGUUUGGGAAGAGUUACAAGGACUGUGUGUGUAAAAUCGCCUCAGAUUGCGACCUGCCACGCUGGCACAUGCACGACUUUUUCCACUCGUUCCUGAUUGUGUUCCGCGUGCUGUGUGGAGAAUGGAUCGAGACCAUGUGGGACUGCAUGGAGGUGGCGGGACAGAGCAUGUGCCUCAUUGUCUUCAUGAUGGUCAUGGUCAUCGGAAACUUAGUGGUUCUGAAUCUGUUCCUGGCUCUGCUGCUCAGCUCGUUCAGCGCUGAUAAUCUGGCUGCCACGGAUGAUGAUGGGGAGAUGAACAACCUACAGAUCUCCGUGAUCCGGAUUAAAAAGGGCAUCGCCUGGUUCAAGAUCCACAUGCGGCUGCUGGUGGCUCACGUUCUAAAGAAGUCGCCUCUGGAAGACGAGGACAAGCCUUUGGAUGACAUGUAUGAGAAAAAACUGAACAUCAUUGGCAACCACACAGGAGUGGACAUAAAAUGCGGUGAUCUCGACUUCGCCAAGAACGGUAACGGCACCACCAGCGGCAUCGGCAGCAGUGUGGGCAAGUACAUGAUCGAUGAGGACCGAAUGUCCUUCAUCCACAAUCCAAACCUGACUGUGCGCGUCCCCAUCGCCGUCGGCGAGUCGGACUUUGAGAACCUGAACACGGAGGACUUCAGCAGCGAAUCGGAUGUGGAGAACAGCAAAGAUCUGGACGACACAAGCUCAUCAGAGGGCAGCACUAUAGACAUAAAGCCGGAGGAGGAAGAGGCGGGGGCGGUGGAGGUGGUGGAGGAGUAUCUGGACCCGGAGGCAUGCUGGACAGACGCCUGUGUGGCACGCUAUAAGUGCUGUGAUGUGUCCAUCACCGAGGGUUGGGGGAAACACUGGUGGUACCUGAGAAAAACCUGCUACCUCAUUGUAGAGCACAACUGGUUUGAGACUCUCAUCAUCUUCAUGAUCCUACUAAGCUCUGGGGCUCUGGCGUUUGAGGACGUGUAUAUAGAACAGAGGAAAACCGUUCAGAUCAUUCUGGAAUACGCAGAUCGAGUGUUCACCUACAUCUUCAUCCUGGAAAUGCUGCUCAAAUGGGUCGCUUACGGAUUUGUCAAAUAUUUCACAAAUGCCUGGUGCUGGCUCGACUUCUUCAUCGUAGACGUGUCUAUAGUCAGCCUUAUAGCUAAUGCGCUGGGGUACUCAGACUUGGGCCCCAUUAAGUCCCUGAGGACUUUGCGGGCCCUCAGGCCCCUGAGAGCUUUGUCCCGGUUUGAGGGAAUGAGGGUUGUGGUGAACGCUCUGGUGGGGGCCAUCCCAUCCAUCAUGAACGUGCUGUUGGUGUGUCUGAUCUUCUGGCUCAUCUUCAGUAUCAUGGGGGUGAACCUGUUUGCUGGAAAGUACUACUACUGUUUUAAUGCGACGUCAGAGGUAUAUUUCGAGACCACGGACGUCAACAACAAGACGGAAUGUUUUGCACUCAUCAAUUCCAAUCACAGUGAGGUUCGCUGGAAAAACGUCAAGAUCAACUUUGAUAACGUGGGCGCUGGAUAUCUGGCACUCCUACAAGUGGCCACAUUUAAAGGUUGGAUGGACAUCAUGUACGCAGCUGUGGAUUCCAGAAAGGUUGAAGAUCAGCCGAAAUAUGAAGACAAUCUGUACAUGUACAUUUAUUUUGUCAUCUUCAUCAUCUUUGGCUCGUUCUUUACACUUAAUCUCUUCAUCGGUGUCAUCAUCGACAACUUCAACCAACAGAAGAAAAAGUUUGGAGGUCAGGAUAUUUUCAUGACAGAAGAACAGAAGAAAUACUAUAAUGCUAUGAAAAAACUGGGUUCGAAGAAGCCACAGAAGCCCAUCCCCAGACCACAGAACAACAUCCAGGGGAUGGUGUUUGACUUCGUCACUCAACAAGCCUUUGACAUCUCCAUCAUGAUACUCAUCUGUCUCAACAUGGUUACGAUGAUGGUGGAAACAGAUGACCAGUCAGCAGAGACAGAGAACAUUCUGUACUGGGUCAACUUUGUCUUCAUUGUUGUUUUCACUGGAGAGUUUGUACUGAAGCUCUUUGCACUACGACAUUACUACUUCACCAAUGGCUGGAACAUCUUUGACUGUGUGGUGGUAAUUCUGUCUAUUGUGGGUAUGUUCCUGGCAGACCUGAUCGAGAAGUACUUUGUGUCACCCACUCUGUUCAGGGUGAUCCGUCUGGCUCGAAUUGGUCGUAUCCUGCGUUUAAUCAAAGGAGCCAAGGGGAUCCGGACCUUACUGUUUGCCUUAAUGAUGUCACUUCCUGCCCUGUUUAACAUUGGCUUGCUGCUUUUCCUGGUCAUGUUCAUCUUCUCCAUAUUUGGUAUGUCCAACUUUGCUUAUGUGAAGCGGGAGAUCGGCAUCGACGACAUGUACAACUUUGAGACGUUUGGAAACAGCAUGAUCAUCUUGUUCAUGAUCACCACAUCAGCUGGGUGGGAUGGUUUGCUUGCUCCCAUCCUCAACUACCCACCUGAUUGCAACCCUGAAAAGGAGAACCCAGGAACCACAGUGAAGGGUGACUGUGGCAACCCUUCUGUGGGAAUCUUCUUCUUUGUCAUGUACAUCAUUGUGUCUUUCCUGAUUGUUGUAAACAUGUACAUUGCCAUUAUUUUGGAGAACUUUAGUGUUGCAACAGAAGAGAGUGCUGAUCCAUUGUGCGAGGAUGACUUCGAGUCCUUCUAUGAGAUCUGGGAGAAAUUUGACCCAGAUGCCUCACAGUUUAUUACCUUUGCCAAGCUCCCAGAUUUUGCGGAUACACUGGAACAUCCUCUACGCGUUCCUAAGCCCAAUAUAAUCGAACUUAUUGCCAUGGAUCUACCCAUGGUGAGUGGCGACCGUAUCCACUGCUUGGACAUCCUUUUUGCUUUUACCAAGCGUGUCCUGGGUGACAGUGGAGAUCUGGACAUGAUGCGUCAGCAGAUGGAAGAGCGCUUUGUGGCAGCAAACCCUUCCAAAGUGUCCUACGAGCCUAUUACCACCACGUUACGCCGCAAGCAAGAGGAGGUGUCAGCCAUUGUGAUCCAGAGGGCGUACCGCGCCCACCUCAAACGGCGGGGUUUCGUCUGCAAACGUCGGCCUGCCAACAACAAGCUGGAAAACGGAGGGACAAAUCAGGAUAAGAAGGAGGACACCCCCUCUACUGCAUCCCUGCCAUCCUACGACAGUGUAACCAAGCCUGAGAAGGAGAAGCAAGACGACAACAACGAGGGAAAGGGGCGUAAGGAGAAGGGCCGAAACCAAAAAGACGUCAGGGAAUCUAAGUGUUAAAGCUGCAGCUGUGGAACACAUGGACAGCAGAAACAGUCAUGAUAAUUAAUUUAUUAACUGCAAUUUCAAGCAAAAACAAGCAGAAACCCUAAAUCAGACUACACAGAUAUGUGUACAGAUUAAUUUCAUUUGCAAGUAAGAAAACGAUAUCUUAAAAUCCAUGAAUAAAAGGACAAGAAAAAAUUGUUUACAAACUUCACAGGUAUGGAUUCAAUGGAAAGCACUGGGGUUUCUUCAACGCUUGACUCUUUAAAGUUAAACCAAACAUAAUCAGCUCCCUGUGAGACACUGUUGCAUCAAAACCUGAGUUAAACUAAAUCUAAUAGGAUCUUUCACAAAGGACUGAUACUUGAUAAUCACAUAUUAGAGGGCUACACUUCAGGAUGGAACCUGUUGCUUGUACGAGGAAACCAAGAAGGAAAAAAAAUCACAGCAUGGCGUGUUGUUCCCCACAUCUGGAGAAUCUCGUGCCGAUGCUGUGUGUUUAUAAAAAUUUCCGUAAAGGAAAUGAACACUCAGAGAAGAAUCGGCUUCUAAAAAUGAACAGCAGAGAAAUCUGCACUCUUUCAUUUCAGAUGAACUCUAAGUUGAUUGUGAGAGUGAGCAGAGAUCAGUGGAGUGUGAUGAACAAAAUCAUAGAGCUUGGCUGAUUCAAAUGGUAUCUCUGUGUUAGUCAGCAUUAAAUAUACUUUACAUGGUCUUUACAUUAUUUGAGCGGCAAAAAAAGGAAAAAAGAAAGGGAGGAACAACAAAACACCAACAAGAGCGUAAAGAAAAUCGACAUUCAGCGUUUUGCCCAUGCCACCCUCAGUAACUGUCAUCAUAGAUUUGUUAUUUAUACUUAUGCAUCAAAAGCUUUUUUCUACAUGGGCUUUCACAGUGAUAAGGAAAGGAGGCAAAUGCCACGUGCCUCCAACUAUUUCCGACAUUUCAAAAUUAAUAAUAAAUUAUUGUGCUUGUUCAAUGCAUAGAAAUGACUUGCAUGAUGGCAUGUUUUGAUCAGAAAUUCUUGCAUGAAUAAUCAUAGUCCACAAAACAUUAAUACAGACAACCACAGUGGCUUGAUGGUACAUUAAAGGCUGUCCACUGGCUAAAUUAAGUUCAAUCUGACAAUGCUGAAAGUGUAAUGACCCUAAAAUCAUGAUAUGUCCUUUAACUCGCCGAUUUUGGGUUAAGUAGCUACCAAGAGCCUCUUAACUAACUGAAAAGCAAUGAUGACUGAAAGCAAUGUGACACACUGGUGAGGAACAUACCACUUUUUUGCUGCUCAGGAGAUAAUGUGUAUGGACAAGUGUGUGUGUGUGUGUGUGUGUGUGUGUGUGUGUGUGGCUCCUAAAGUGUUUGUUUUCCUUUGAUUUGUAUGCAGCAAUAUUGCUUACCUUACCUACAGCACUGGCCUCUCGGUGCUCUGUAGAUGUGUGGCUAAAGAAGCGAGCUGCGACCCCGGGCUGCGACCUGCUGCACGCCGUUUCCAAACCGGAGUAAGAUUCAGAACGUAGAAGUUGUUUUUAAUUGAAUUUCAAAAAGUAACUAUUUCAUUACUCCACUCCAUCGGAUUACUUUAUAGAGUUCGACUACGUCUACACCCGUGUGUUUUCAUUUUAGUUCAUGUAGAAAUGUUUUUUUUAUGUCCUGUACAUCUUCGCAGUAGGACUCUGAGAGGCAGUGUAUUAGAAAGCCAAAGAGGUUUGUCUUGGUAGUUUGGCUGAAAAAGGUCUCAGGACCAGGCUGCGGUCGCACAACCAGCCACACACCAGACUGAUGCUUGUUUAGUUUCCCUCAUUUUUCUCAGGAUACAACACAGAUUCAUCAUGCUAAUGACUAACAGAUGAUAAUGAGUCAAGUCGUAGGGUUAGGAGUCAGAGCUGAGCACCGCUCGAACCUGCUUCCAGCAAUGAACCUUCAACAAUAACCGCAGUAAUAAAUAAAAAGAGGAACUUCACUGUGAGGCGAUUAGAUUAAAGAAGACGGACUGUAAAUCUAGCAUCACCUGUGAGCAGUACUCAUCUCUGUUGCUUUGAAGAAAACCAAGUUUGUUCAUCACAUAACACACUAACAUAACCUGAACCCUUGUUUCUGAAGCAGAUAACGUAAUAGUGGGGCACUGCGUAAUGACGUCGCCUUCCUGAGCCCCUGAUUUGUUCCGGUCGCUGCAUGUGUGAUCAGCGAGGACACUGUGGGAAGAAAAGGAAAAAACAACUAAACUAAACACAUAACACCAUUUGCACUCGUGCAGCCAUCCAGGACAGACUGUAGAUUAUGCAUUCAUUAAAAUCUAAUUUAGAAAAUAUCAAUUCUAUUACAAAAAAAAACAAAUUUUACAAAAAAACAAAACGAAACAAAACACUAUUGUACAGUACAGGAUAUGAUGCAAACGGCACAAAAUGCUGAACAAGUUAAGAAUGAACUUUUUAAGAAGUCUAUAAAUAAUGUAAUAUAUAAUUUUAUUUUAACGGCAUGCAAAGUUUUGUGUAAAUACAGAAAUACAUAAAAACUACUGCUAUUAAUCUAAUCCUGAAGACGAAUAAUAAUAAUAAUAACCUGAAUAGAAUGGCUUCACUCUCAUCGCCCAGGUCUCACUUGGUUAGACUGUGAACUAUUUGGUAGGAGGAGUAGAUUUUUUGAGUCUCUUUUCACAAUUAAUAAAAAGGGGAAUCGAAUACAAAUAUAUAUUAAAAUGCAAAAAAAGUAUGUAAUUCUAUAUAUAUAAAAUCGAGGCGUAUAUAUAGAGCUAUACUGUAUAUGUAUCUAUGUAUACAUGUAUUUGUACGUGUGUGUAUCUAUGCACACACACCUAUGUAUGUAUAUAUAUAGACAUAUACAUGUAAUUAUUAAUAUUAUUAUUAAACCUCCACUGAGUUCUGACCUCUGCUUGGAGUGGAGGGGACGCGCCACUGACUGUCCUUCGCUCAUCUUACCUUUAUUUUUGUGCAAUACGUUCAGUGAACGACCAAAACUCUGGCCUGUCCCACACACUGUGUGUGUGUGUGUGUGUGUGUGUGUGUGUGUUUGUGUGUUUGUGUGUGUGUGGGCGGGUCUACUGCUCAGUGCAUGGUGAAAUAUUAGCUGCUUAUGUCGCCUGUAUUUGGGAGGGGAAUGCAGUACCAGCACCUCACUUUCUACACUUAUGUCCUGUGUGCCUGUGUGAAGAGGCCACUCUUCACCACACACACUCACACACACACAUACACUACAUGACACACACACACACACUUUUUCUCCUCCCUAGAGAUCUCUAUUUACUGAUGCAGACUAAAGAGUUUUUUGAUUUUGUGUGUGUGUGUGUGUGUGUGUAUACAGUAGGGAGGACUGGUCACUUUGUGUGUGUGUGUGUGUGAGAGAGACAGAUGUGGCUGAACUCUAGAGCAUAGCUUUUUUCCUCAUUAAGGUACACAGCAAUGCAAUUUAAAUCGUUCUGUUCAGGCUUUAUGUUUUCCAGUUUGUUCUUUAAGUUCCUUUCAGGUGCCUUUUUGCUGCCGAUUUCGUUUGAUUAAAAAAACUUUAGACAAUGAUAAGUUGAAAUUCUAAACAAGUGGAGCUUGUUUAAAAAGAGCACUGAGAAAAAAAUAAAGGAUGUCUGAGACGUCCAAAAAAAAAAACUAAAACAAAAAUGAAAAAAAAACCAAAAAAAAAAAACAACAAAUGAACAAAAAAUCCCCUUGACUGGCAUCAGCCUGACUUUAUCCUCAGAGGUUGUAGUAUAAUGUAGGGCAGAUGAAUGGAGACGUUCUCCUAAAGGUUCACUCUGUGGAGAGAUGUGCAGUCUGCCCUCAGUGCUCAGCUUCUGCCCAUUUCUUUAUUUUUCUAUCGAUAAUAAUUUGUGAUUUUUUUUCUUGGUAGCAUGACUGAGAUGCUCUUUGUCUCAUUUGCUGAUUAAUAAUUGGAAAGUGCUUCUUGUUUGACAAUGUUGUACUCAUCUCUUGCCACUGAUGUUGGAGAGACGAUGGUGUGUUGCACAACAGCUUGAAUUUAGCGAGAAUCAGUGAAAGAUUGUCUUCAUUUGAGCACGAAACCUUUUU
Molecule: messenger RNA, 10079 nt
Organism: Tachysurus vachellii
Lineage: Eukaryota; Metazoa; Chordata; Actinopteri; Siluriformes; Bagridae
Gene: scn8ab
Product: sodium channel, voltage gated, type VIII, alpha subunit b
Exons: 27
Coding region: 151-6060 (1969 amino acids)
Biological process (GO): neuronal action potential; sodium ion transmembrane transport; membrane depolarization during action potential
Cellular component (GO): plasma membrane; axon; voltage-gated sodium channel complex
Molecular function (GO): protein binding; voltage-gated sodium channel activity
Source: RefSeq, a predicted model, not a curated record